CCUUGACGUCCAUACCACGCCUUGCAAUCCCCACUCCACCUGAUCCCGCGCCGAGAGUAGCACAGGAUGCCCUCUGCGCCUUCUACAUCAUCGCGGCGGCAGCCAGCAGCAUCGCAGUCGGCGUCGGGCGACCCUUCCUCCUCUUCCGCCAACGCCUUGCGCCGACCCAGUACCCUCGCCUCCGAGGACGUGUCCCUCUUCACCUGCCUCUCGGCCUACUCGGACGCACUCGAUGCUCUUCCCCUUGACCUCACUCGCUCCUUUUCCGACUUGCGAGAACUCGACGCUGUCCUCGGCCCGCAUAUAACGUCCCUCAUCUCCCGGUUGAACGGCCUCAACGAGAUCGUUCGCGAUGUAGACGGCUCCUACGCAGCCCAGGGCAUCACUUCCGGACAGCGCCUCCUACUUCUCAAAGAGUGCGCCGAAGAGGCUAGGGCCUACAGGAUGGGCGGUGAAGACAAGAUCCGCGUCGCGCUCAACACCUGUGAGACAAUCAUGAGCCACACAGAGUACAUCGAUGCCAUCCUGGACAAUCUCACCUCACAUCCCGAGCUCAGGGAGAUCUUCGAGACUGAACGUCGUCCACACGUCGCUGGAGAGCUCAGCGACGGAACCCCCAUCACAGUCGCGUCAGCCAACGCUGCUAUCAUGGCCGCUGGAGGCUCAGGCAUCUUUGCCAACCCAGCAACUGAGGCAGGUGGCAGAUUCGGCGUCGGGGGAGGCAUUGGCGGCGUGGGUCUCACCACCUUCAACGGCAUGGAGGUAGACAAGACGACUGCGGGCGGAUCUGCCGUUGGCUCGUCAAAGAAGAAAAAGGUGGCAGCAGGCGGUGCUGAUAAAGACACACCUGGCAAGGCCCCCUCAUCAGCUGCUGCAUCGGGCGUCAAGAGUGCAGCGGCUGCUUCCGGAUCUUCGAAGAAACGCAAAGCAAGUGGAGCUCCUGGCAACGGCAAGGACGACGACGAUUCGGGUACGCCUAGCAAAAAGACGAGCACUCCAACCACCUCGCGCAAGAAGGGUUCGGCAGCAGCAGCAGCCGCUGCCGCCUUAGCCCGCGAUUCGCCUGGGCCCUCUUCGGCGAGCAGGUCCAACAGUCGAGGUGGUAUCGGCGGCGGAGCAGACGAUGAGCCACCCUCUCGUGGCACCUCCUCACGGGGACACGUUGCCUCUGCGCUAGCUCAGAGUGCAAGUGCUGCCCGCUCCUCUCGCGCUGGAUCAGAAGCACAGAGGCGAGAUGAUCUCAAGGACGAUGACGAUGGGUCUUCUUCCAGGGCAGGAAGUGUCGUAGCCGUUCCUUCCGGGACUCGCUCACGCCCUGCUCGAGGAGGACCUGCCCGAGGCGGAACGGCCAUGAACGCUACGGGCAGCUCACUGCGCCGCGGACAUGCGGCCGACGACGAUCAAGACGGGUAUGGCGGCGAGGACGGAUACGAUGAAGACGAUCGAGGUGGAGCGGACGAAGAGAGUGGUGCCGUUGCUCCCUCUUACCCAGCUGCUGCUAGUACUGGUCGACGUGGCGGAGGCAAGAAUGCACUGGAGCGCACCGCCUCUUCCUCCUCCCUGGCUCUGGGCUCCCAUGCGGGUCUGCAGAACGAUGAAGCCCUUUCCCCUGCUGGAGACGGAGCGGGUGGAGUGCCCCUGGGAGGAAGCGGACCGGGCAGUGUAGGAGGGGACGAAGCGGAUGAGAGGAGGUACUGCUUCUGCAACAAUGUCUCGUACGGAGAUAUGAUCGGGUGCGAUGACGAUGCCUGCGAGAGGGAAUGGUUCCACUUGGGAUGCGUGGGCCUCACCAAGCCUCCCUCCGGAACAUGGUACUGCGACGACUGUCUGGACCGAAGAGCAGCCAAAGCCUCCAAGAGCAAAUCCAAAUCCAACUCUUCUGGCGCAGGGGCGGGCGGCUCUGCUUCCAAAUCCCGUCUCGCACGAACGUCGGGCACGCACGGAGGUGGUGGAAUCGAUCUAGCUACUACCGGCGGUGCCAGUGGGAACAAUGUUGCGACAGGAGGAGGAGGUAGAUCGGGUGGAAGUGCGGGGACGGGGGGAGGAAAGUCGCUGCGUCGCUGAGAGGCCGGGAGACGGAAGAAGCGAAGGGAGCGAGGCUUCUGAGACGUCAGCAAGGGCGAGGAAGCGCAGCGGUAGGUAGACGCAAUGUGUGUCUUCCUUUGCUUGUAAUUGUGAAUGCAAUUGUGAUGUGUGUGAUGAAGCAUGAC
Messenger RNA from Microstroma glucosiphilum, 2210 nucleotides. RefSeq lists its product as hypothetical. Lineage: Eukaryota; Fungi; Basidiomycota; Exobasidiomycetes; Microstromatales; Microstromataceae. Gene Ontology annotation, cellular component: nucleus. The transcript is spliced from 3 exons. The record is from RefSeq and is a predicted model, not a curated record. Bases 67 to 2064 code for a protein of 665 amino acids. Gene Ontology annotation, biological process: regulation of DNA-templated transcription.